Molecule: messenger RNA, 444 nt
Organism: Cryphonectria parasitica EP155
Lineage: Eukaryota; Fungi; Ascomycota; Sordariomycetes; Diaporthales; Cryphonectriaceae
Exons: 1
Source: RefSeq, a predicted model, not a curated record
UUUAAGUACCUUCCCCUCGACCACAAGAAGUCCGAGAUACGUCUCUUGACGCUGAUACCCUCAAGCGACCCAUGUGGACCUAUUCACUGCUCCUUGAACCAUGCAUCACUGGACGACGAGCCACCAUUCGAAGCUCUGUCGUACGUCUGGGGACCAACUAACCCCACACACGACAUCUUCAUUGACGGGACUAAAUUCGUGGUCGGCCCAAAUCUUCACGCGGCGCUGCGCGGCCUCCGUCAGCGCAAAAAGCCCCGUACAGUGUGGGCAGACGCAAUCUGCAUCAACCAGCAGGACAAGAGCGACCAGGCCUACCAGGUGCCUCUGAUGGGCCGACUAUAUACGGUGGCAAGGACAACGGUCAUCUGGUUCGGCGAGUCGAACGAGGAGGUCGAUGCCUUGGCGGCCUACCUCAGCACCCACGGCUCCGGCCGGAGUCUCGUC